CCUGCAACAAUUCACUUGCUCAAACAAAAAAAAACCCUGCAACAUUUCACUCGCCAAGCAAGAGAUGGCGGCGAACUGGCAAAACUGGCAGGCACUCCACGGAGUUCGCUCUCCGCCGAGGUCGACGCCGACGCUGAUCCCCUUCAUCCCUCCUGCUCCAAGGAUGGGGCUUGAAUUGACGGACACGGCGUCGCGGUGCACCACGGGGAAGGCGGUGGGAUCGCACGAGUUCGAGAUCGACGGGUACAGCCUCAAGAAGGGCAUGGGCGUCGGCAAGUUCGUCCGGUCGGCCACCUUCACCGUCGGCGGCUACAACUGGGCCAUCCGCUUCUACCCCGACGGAUUUACCGAGGAUGCCAAAGAUCAUGUGGCGAUCUGUCUCGAGUUCAUGAGCAGCAACGCCAAGGUCCGGGCGUUCCACGACAUGGGAUUGGUAAAGCACGCCACAGGACUGAUGGGCGCCGGCUUUGUCCGUUCAGAGACGAUGGUGUUCACCUCUACGGCUGCAAUUGACAAAACCACCAUACCAAGGGUUAAGCUGGAAGGGUCAAAGUACAUUCAGGACGACCGUCUCAUAAUCAAAUGUGUGCUGACGGUCCUCAAAGAAUCGCAGGUCUUUCAGACCAAGGGGUCCUCUGAAAUCGAGGUGCCGCCUUCAAACAUCACGGAGGACCUAGGCAAGUUGUUGGGAGCAAAGGAAGGAGCAGAUGUCACUUUCAGUGUUGGGGGAGAGACCUUUCAGGCACACAAGAUUGUGCUCGCGAUGCGGUCGCCAGUCUUCAGAGCAGAGUUCUAUGGGCCGAUGCUGGAGACGAGGAUGCAGUGCGUGGCAAUCGAAGAUAUGCAACCUGCUGUUUUCAAAGCUCUUCUGCAUUUCAUAUAUACAGAUUCACUGCCUAACUUGGAUGAUCUUGUGGAAGAUGGUGAUGCUAACUGUGAGAUGAUGAAGCAUUUACUUGUGGCUGCAGACAGAUAUGCUAUCGACAGGCUAAAGUUGAUCUGUCAAAAUGUUCUUGCCAAGAAUCUUGAUGUGGAGAAUGUGUCAACAACAUUGGCUUUGGCUGAUCAGUUCAACUGUGACAGGCUUAAAGAUGUUUGCUUUGACUUUAUUGUCUCUUCAAAUGAGAAGGAGGCUGUGGUUGCAACCAAUGGUUAUGCAAAUCUCAAGAGAACUUGCCCUUCUGUUUUAGUAGAUUUGUUUGAGAAGACAAGUAGGCUUCGCAAAGCAUAGAUGUGCAGCUCAUCCUGAACAAACCUCACCAAGAUGUCUCUGUCGGUUGGCCCCAAUGAUGGGGAUUUCGGUCUUGGCUGGUGUUGGACAUGGGUCAAUAAGAUGUCUUCCCUUGUGCUUUGGUGCUUGUCCUUCAAUGGCUGCCAUGCACUGUGGUUUACCACCAUCUCCAGAUUACAACAUCGCUUGUGGUUGAUAUCUAGAUUGCAGGCCUUGAAUCAUGCUUCUCUGCAGUAUAUGGACCUUUUGAUUGGACUUGGCCGAUGACAUCUUGACGCCAAGACGCGGAUCUCCGACAUUCAAUCAACGCUUAUCUCCUAUGGUCCUAGAAUCAUAUCUCAUAUCUAGUAGUUAACGCACUUGCUAGAUCGGUCGAGUGGCUUCCUGGGGUCAUGCUGCGAACGCCUUCUUUGACCAUCGCAGGCAGUUCCUCUCUAUUUCGUGAUCAGAUGCUGGGUUGGUGUCCAUGUCUUUGUGGAUGGGGGUUGUGCGUCCAUCCCUUGUGUUAACAGUUUGAUUCCUCUUUGGAAAAUGUUGCCCCCUUUAUCUGUGCCCCUGGCCAUUGUAUAAGCAUCUUAAUAAUUAUGACUGUAAUCAAAAUAAAUCUAAUGGCUAAAAUUUAAAGGGUGAUGUGCUGUUAA
Brachypodium distachyon (stiff brome) is the source of this 1872-nucleotide messenger RNA. Its product is annotated as BTB/POZ and MATH domain-containing protein 2. The transcript has 3 exons. The coding region runs from base 65 to 1231 and encodes 388 amino acids. Gene Ontology annotation, biological process: protein ubiquitination. Gene Ontology annotation, molecular function: protein binding. NCBI's taxonomy places the organism in Eukaryota, Viridiplantae, Streptophyta, Magnoliopsida, Poales, Poaceae. The record is from RefSeq and is a predicted model, not a curated record.